UGUUCGUAUCUGGUGAUAAAACGGGGUGGUAUGUGAGGAUAUAACCGUUCCCUUAAACUAGGAUCUGAUAGCCGGAUGAUCAGUCCUACCGCAGAGGAAUAUCAGAUCAGGAACAGUUAAAUCAAAGUCCAGCCUAAUAGGUUCAUUACAUACCAGGACAAAAUGGAAACUGCAGAAGAGGAGCAUGGUUCUGAUUUUGAAGAGACGAUGUUCUGUGAACCUUGUAAUAAGGAAGGUAACACUGUUGAAGCAGACGGGUUUUGUUCCAAUUGCUCUGAUUACCUAUGUAGUACAUGUCUGAAGUAUCACACAAGAUUAGCAAAAGAUCACACACUGUUUGAUAAAUCUAGCAUGCCACAGGACUUCUGUUUAGAACGAUGUGUAUUCCAUCCAAAUGACCUGGUAAAAUUCUACUGUACGAAAUGCGACAACACUGCAUGUUCUCAAUGUAUACCAAUUGAACAUCAGACUGAGUGCUCCGAAUUUAAGCAUAUCCCUUCAUAUAUGCAGUUACAAGAUGUAUACAGAGAAUUGAAAGAAGUUAAGAAAUCACUGAAAGCCGUCGAGGAAGAAGCAAGUCGCACUGGAGAUGAGAGUGGUCAAAAAUUGAAAAAAGCAUCCCUUAACUGUAGUGAUAUUUCGAAGUCAAUCAGCCUCCAGAAAAAGUACAUUAAAGACAAAAUUGAAGAGCAACGUAUUGAGAUUUUUAAAGCACUAGACGAUGAAAGGGUCGAAGUUAUCAGGAAGCUUGACGAGAGGCAAGGCCGAAGAAAGGAGCAAUUAUUUGAACAACAGAAACUUAUAAACAGUAAAAUAGAUGACGAAGCGAAUCAUUUGGAUGAGCAAUUAAUGUUAUACCCGAGAAAAAUACAAAACAUUGUGCUAAACAGUGCAAACAUAAGGUCGAAAUUAGAGUUCCUUACCACUGAAUUAGUAAAUAAAGAGAGACAAGGACGAAAAGCAGAACUUUUCGUUGCAACUAAAAGAACUAAGGAAAACAUGAAAACGCUACAAAAAGAUAUAGAUGAUGUGUGUAAAGAGAACAAAGUCAGGUGCUUUACCUUUAGACGAAACACAGAGAACAUCAGUAUAGAUGCUGCGGAAAACGCCACGCUUGGAUCACUUAUCGAAGAAAGCGAACAAGGAGAUAGGGAUACAACCAAUGGUCAGCAAGGAACAUUUAAUUCAGCUAGUUCUACAGACACGCGAAUUUUUGCGCAGAAUAAUAUAGCUGUAGAGGAAGUACAAAGAGAUGUAACAUCUGAGAAAAUCAAAAGACCAGAUGUAUGCGGAAGGGCUGAAGAUCCCGAGUUUGCUAUUCAGCGUGUUGCCACAGCAGUUAAUGCUGCUGGUCAGGCAUAUAUCACAGCCAAGGCAGUGUUCAAAACAUGGCAAGAUAAACAGCAGGAGGUUAAACAAAAACAACAAGAGGCAAGAGCUGCAAUACCAAAAACACAGCCUAAAGGCUGGAAACCAGCUGGUACCCAGUACACCCCUCCAAAGAAAAAUGAGUUCAAACCUCCUCAGUCGGAAUACAAACCCCCACAGUCGGAACGAACUCCAAGAAAAUCUGAUUUCAAAGUCGCUCAAGAUGACUGGAAGUCACAAACAGAUGAUUACAAACCCCCACAAUCAAAUUGGAAGUCUCCAGCCCAAUCUGAACCUGCACCCCCUAAAGAUCAAUGGAAGUCUCCAGCAGAAGUUGGACCAAUGGCACGUCUGCUAGAAAUGGGAUUUUUUGAUACAGAUUUAAACAAGAAACUUCUAACCAAACACAAUGAUAACCUAGAUAAGGUCGUUCAGGAGUUACUGAGCAUGAAAAAUAAGGACUGGUUUAUUUAGACAAUGAGUACAAUUGUUCAAGUAUAACGAAAACAGAAAUACAGUCAAUACUGACUUCUUUAAAGGAUUUAUAACAAAGUUCAAAUAAAGCGGGAGGUUCAAAACAUGUUAUCAUUAGAAAAAAAUCUUUACUAUAGUUUGAUUUCGAGAUCAGCGAUGUUUUUGUACUUUUGAUAAUAGAACGGUCCGUAAUUUUGGUAGUGUUAUUCAGUACGAUUGUGGUUUCAACAGUGCAAAGUAAAUCAUGCUGCUUUCCGUAAUCAGCAGACGAGUCUCUAUAAACUGAAGUCUUAGAAACGUCAAAUUUAAAUCCCGCUGUUAAGCAUUGCCAGUGUGGAAUGUGAAAUGUAUAAAGUGUCCUACAAAAUAUCCUGAAACUUGCUGAUCACCAUUGAUAAAAGAAAAACUUCUAUAUGGCAGUAUAUGAAACUUCAAAAUUUAGCGUUUUUCCAAGAAUCUAGAAUCAUGGUGGAAUUUAAACAACAGGGAAUAAAAGAUCUAGUACUGAAUUAUUUUCACUUACACCUCUGUACUAGUACUGUCAAAAAAAACAAACAUAAAAAACUAUGGAUGUUCAAUGAUACAUUUUGAUACCUGUAGAAUACACUCAAGUGUUAAGUAAUGACAAAUUAUGUGUUUAUUAAAGAUUAAUAACUGUG
Messenger RNA from Mercenaria mercenaria, 2501 nucleotides. Its product is annotated as tripartite motif-containing protein 45-like. Bases 163 to 1842 code for a protein of 559 amino acids. The transcript has 6 exons. NCBI's taxonomy places the organism in Eukaryota, Metazoa, Mollusca, Bivalvia, Venerida, Veneridae. The record is from RefSeq and is a predicted model, not a curated record. Gene Ontology annotation, molecular function: zinc ion binding; protein binding.